AUGACAUUCAAAGGGCGUGUGGUGGCACAAAGUCCAGAGCAAGUGCUGCGUUAUGAUCGUGGUGGACAGCCACUGCUUGCAACGGACAGUGCACCAGCACCGCAUUCUAUUCCAGCGUGUAUCCUUUGUGGCUCGGAGCGCCACUUUGAGCUUCAACUGAUGCCCAAUCUCUUGUCACUGAUUGGCGUCGAUGAAGUGAAACACAGCAUUGAUUGGGCCACUCUGAUGCUCUACACUUGUGCGAAGAAUUGUCAUAUUCCAGAUUGUGGUUAUGCUGAAGAAUUUGUUUUUAAACAAGACUUCCAGUAA
Molecule: messenger RNA, 309 nt
Organism: Gongylonema pulchrum
Lineage: Eukaryota; Metazoa; Nematoda; Chromadorea; Rhabditida; Gongylonematidae
Source: the annotation of a GenBank genome assembly